ACGCAGCCUGGCGUGUCAGUGGAAGCUGAUGGAGAAUCGAGCUCUGGAUCCAGGGACUCGGGACUCCUAUGGUGCCAGCAGCCACCUCCCCAACAAGGGGGCCCUGGCGAAGGCCAAGAACAACUUCAAAGACCUGAUGUCCAAGCUGACGGAGGGCCAGUAUGUGCUGUGCCGAUGGACAGACGGACUGUAUUACCUCGGGAAGAUCAAGAGGGUCAGCAGUUCUAAGCAGAGCUGCCUUGUGACCUUCGAAGAUAAUUCCAGAUACUGGGUCCUAUGGAAGGACAUACAGCAUGCCGGCGUUCCAGGAGAGGAGCCCAAGUGCAACAUCUGCCUGGGGAAGACAUCAGGGCCUCUGAAUGAGAUCCUCAUCUGUGGGAAGUGUGGCCUAGGUUACCACCAGCAGUGCCACAUCCCCAUAGCAGGCAGUGCCGACCGGCCCCUGCUCACACCCUGGUUCUGCCGACGCUGCAUCUUCGCGCUGGCUGUGCGGAAAGGCGGCGCGCUGAAGAAGGGCGCCAUCGCCAGGACGCUGCAGGCCGUGAAGAUGGUGCUGUCCUACCAGCCCGAGGAGCUCGAGUGGGACUCACCCCACCGCACCAAUCAGCAGCAAUGCUACUGCUACUGCGGCGGGCCCGGAGAAUGGUACCUGCGGAUGCUGCAAUGUUACCGGUGCAGGCAGUGGUUCCACGAGGCCUGCACCCAGUGCCUCAAUGAGCCCAUGAUGUUUGGAGACCGGUUCUACCUGUUCUUCUGCUCCGUGUGUAACCAGGGCCCAGAGUACAUUGAGAGGCUGCCCCUGCGAUGGGUGGACGUGGUUCACCUGGCCCUCUAUAACCUGGGGGUGCAGAGCAAGAAGAAGUACUUUGACUUUGAGGAGAUCCUGGCCUUUGUCAACCACCACUGGGAGCUCCUACAGCUUGGCAAGCUCACCAGCACCCCUGUGACAGAUCGAGGACCGCAUCUCCUCAACGCUCUCAACAGUUACAAAAGCCGGUUCCUCUGUGGCAAGGAGAUCAAGAAGAAGAAAUGCAUCUUCCGCCUGCGCAUCCGCGUCCCCCCCAACCCGCCAGGGAAGCUGCUGCCUGACAAGGGACUGAUGCCCAGUGAGAGCAGCACCUCCUCCGAGCUGCGUAAGAGAGGAAAGAGCAAGCCUGGUUUGUUGCCUCACGAAUUCCAGCAGCAGAAAAGGCGAGUUUAUAGAAGAAAAAGGUCAAAGUUUUUGCUGGAAGAUGCUAUUCCCAGUAGUGACUUCACCUCCGCCUGGAGCACCAACCACCACCUCGCCAGCAUAUUUGACUUCACGCUGGAUGAAAUCCAGAGUUUAAAAAGUGCCAGCUCAGGCCAGACAUUCUUCUCAGAUGUGGACUCCACAGACGCCGCCAGCACCUCUGGCUCCGCCUCCACCAGCCUCUCCUAUGACUCUAGACGGACAGUGGGCAGCCGCAAGAGGAAGCUGGCAGCCAAAGCAUACAUGCCACUGCGGGCAAAGCGGCGGGCAGCUGAGCUGGGUGGACACUGCCCCUCGGACAGCAGCGCAGAGGGGGCUUCUGGCCCCGAGCGGCCAGAAGAAGGCAUUGACAGCCACACGUUUGAGAGCAUUAGUGAAGAUGACUCAUCCUUGUCCCACCUCAAGUCAUCUAUCACCAACUACUUCGGCGCAGCUGGGCGGCUGGCCUGUGGGGAGAAGUACCAGGUGCUGGCUAGGAGGGUCACGCCUGAGGGCAAGGUUCAGUACCUGGUGGAGUGGGAAGGGACCACCCCUUACUGACUAGCCCUGGGGGGAGGCCAGGAGCCCUGAAAACCAAAGGAGGGACAGCAGAAGCCAUAGGCUCCAGUUUUCUCCAGGCUGGGGUGGGAGAGGGAAGCAGGGCAGAGCUCCAAGUGCCUGGCAAAGGCCCUGCCUGCCUGCCUGCUUCUCAGGCCAAGGCCCAGGCCUGCGUUUCUGCUGUGCCAGUUCUGCUCUAGGGCCUCCUCAGGCUCGUCACCCCUUCACCUGUGUCUCUAAGGUUCCACAGGCUAUUUUCCAGUGUCUCCACACUCCACACCCCCGACUCUGUUUACGUGUUCCUCUAAAUUUAUGUCUCUCUGGCUCUGUGACCCUUUCCCCUGAGGCCCGAAUUUUUGUCACCAGCUCUGUCCCUUAACCUCUCUCAUCCCUUCUGGGUGUGUUUAUACAUCCUACCUGUGCACACUGUCCCUCUAGUGAAUAUCUUCACAUCUGACCUGUGGGGCAGCCAGUCCUUCCAGGGACUACGUUAUGAGGACAGGAACCUUUGAGAGAAUGGGAAGAGGUGGAUAAGAGGCUGCCUCUCGAAGCUUUUCCCUCCCACUUUCCUGCCCUUGGAGAGAGGUGGUGGGGGUGGAAGAAGGGCCCCAUGAACACCUAUGAGGGGGCAGAGACUCCAGGACUCUCGGAUGUGAGGAGCAAAGAGCUGGGUCUCCCUCGGAAGGCAGGGGCACCAGGGCCCAGGUAUUCAGGCUGAGAGCGAAGGCUGCAGGAGUCAGCUGUGGAGGUCCCAGUUUUCGGUUCCCUGGCCACACCCCCUCUGUUGCCGUGCUGGGCCUAGCCUUGCUGGAGUGAAGGCGAAAGGGAGGGCAGCCAUGUUGUGCUACACCCCAGACUGUUUCCGGUGCCUUCUGCCCCUAGACCCACCACACACGCAG
This is a messenger RNA of Propithecus coquereli (Coquerel's sifaka), 2667 nucleotides long. RefSeq names its product PHD finger protein 19 (gene PHF19). Gene Ontology annotation, cellular component: nucleus. Bases 29 to 1771 code for a protein of 580 amino acids. Lineage: Eukaryota; Metazoa; Chordata; Mammalia; Primates; Indriidae. The transcript has 15 exons. Gene Ontology annotation, molecular function: DNA binding; chromatin binding. The record is from RefSeq and is a predicted model, not a curated record. Gene Ontology annotation, biological process: chromatin organization; regulation of DNA-templated transcription.